This is a messenger RNA of Rotaria sordida, 417 nucleotides long. Lineage: Eukaryota; Metazoa; Rotifera; Eurotatoria; Philodinida; Philodinidae. The record is from the annotation of a GenBank genome assembly.
AUGUGUCGAGUUGACUCAACUUCAUGGAAAGCGUAUAGCUGUAAAACACGUUACAGUCGGUACACUUGUUAUGGUGCGGUAUGGGAAGUACAUUAUGAAGAAAAUAGAACCACAUUCGCAAUAGUAGAAGAAGAAAAGCGAUUUAGAUCUUAUUCGGAUGCAUUCAAAAGAGCACAAGAAUAUCAAAUUGACUCAUCAUAUUCGUGUUGGUAUGAUACUAGAAAUCCAUCAGUUGCUCAAUGGAACAAGCCCAGUACUGUCGUAGCUAUUAUUCUCCUUUCUUGCGGUGGAUUAUCUGUAUUGCUCAUUGGCAUUUUCUCAUUUAUUGCCAUACGACUUAUCAAACAGGAAGUACUACAGCAAAGACAAGAUAACAUCGAUCCAUAUUUUAAUCCUGAUUUUGCAAUUAAACAGUAA